Messenger RNA from Cinara cedri, 276 nucleotides. NCBI's taxonomy places the organism in Eukaryota, Metazoa, Arthropoda, Insecta, Hemiptera, Aphididae. The record is from the annotation of a GenBank genome assembly.
AUGUCAAAUGUACCAUGUGCUCCAGACGUCACACACAAACUAAUGUCAGUAAAACGUUUAGAAAAGAAUGGACUAACAGUUAAAUUUUGCGAACAGAAGGCGCAAAUUUAUAAAACUACCGAUUUGUUCGUAGAACGAAUAAGGAAAGACAAGCGAUAUGAUAUAAUAAUGUCAGAAAAGGAACAAUCAGAAGCCAACCUAGCAACAACGGAAACUACGAGUUCAUGGCAUAAAAGGUAUGGUCACAUAAGCAAACCAAAUCUUGUUCGACUCUAA